Molecule: messenger RNA, 1083 nt
Organism: Perca flavescens (yellow perch)
Lineage: Eukaryota; Metazoa; Chordata; Actinopteri; Perciformes; Percidae
Product: GTPase IMAP family member 4
Exons: 4
Coding region: 13-948 (311 amino acids)
Molecular function (GO): GTP binding
Source: RefSeq, a predicted model, not a curated record
AGAGCAGCUGAGAUGGCCGAAAAAUCCUUUCCAGGGAGACGAAGAAAAGACAGCAAGGAUGAACCUCCAUACCUGAGGCUGGUUCUCGUUGGGAAAACUGGAUCAGGAAAGAGCUCCAGUGGAAACACCAUACUGGGAAGAGACGCCUUCAGUGCAGCUGUCAGUCAGUCCUCAGUAACCAGGCAGUGCAGUAAGCAGACAGGCGAGGUGUUGGACCGACAGCUGACCAUCGUGGACACUCCCGGACUCUUUGACACGUCGUUACCUGAACACACCGUGAAGAGAGAGAUCUCCAAAUGCAUCAACAUGUCGGCCCCGGGGCCCCACGCCAUCCUGCUGGUCAUCAAGGUGGGACCGUUCACCAAUGAAGAAGAAGACGCCGUCAGGCAGGUGGAGGAGAUGUUUGGAGAAGACGCCUGGAAGUACACCAUCAUCCUCUUCACCCAGGACGAGAGAACCGGCCCGGACAUCGAGCACCAGCUGCAGGAGGCCGGACCCGAGCUGCAGACGAUCCUGAAGAAGGCAGGAAACAGAUACCACGUCCUCAACAACGAUAGGACCAACGAUCGGGGACAGGUCCUGGAUCUGGUGGAGAAGGUGGAGGAGAUGGUUGGUGCCAACGGAGGACAGUUCUACUCCAACUACAUCUACGAAGGGGCGAUGGAGAUGAUGCAUCAGAGAGAGGCUGAACUCAAACAGCUUUACGAGGAGAAAAUGGAGGAAAAGAUCAAAUCGGUGGAGUUAAAGUACGAGAAGAAGCUGAGUGGAGCUGUAGAGGAGCGCCAACAGGUGGAGAAGCGACUGCAGUGUGAGCUGCAGGAGGUGAAGAGGUAUUAUGGUGUCUUAGAGAGUGGAGUCCGUCAUGUUGUGGAGCAGACGGUAGAGACUGACUCCAUGGAAGACAUCCUCAAGUUUCACAUGGCCCUGAAACUGAAGUUCACCUCUUAAACGUUUCUUCUGACACCUUCUCAUCCCUAAAGACACACUAAGCUGAAUGCCAAAGACUCGAUAUAUUCAAUUCAGUUUUAUUCAUAGUAUCAGAUCAGUAUCAGGAGUUAUCUCAGGACACUUUACAGAUAGAGU